Mesorhabditis belari is the source of this 525-nucleotide messenger RNA. The record is from the annotation of a GenBank genome assembly. Lineage: Eukaryota; Metazoa; Nematoda; Chromadorea; Rhabditida; Rhabditidae.
AUGUCAGCUACUCCAUCGCUUCGGUCGCGUACUCCAAUCUUUCGAUCGCCUCCUCAACGACUUCGAUCAUUUUCUUCUGGCUCUUCAAUUGGCUCUAAUAUCGCAUGCACCACGACUCUUCGCAAUUUGGAUGCCGCAGGCUUUGCUGCUUGUCUUGUUCCAUUGACUUCGUCAUCAACUCAAUUGCCUCAAAAAGAUCUCGUACACACUACUGUUCUUCGCAAUUUGAUUGCUGCUGGUCUUACACAAGCUGAUGAUCUUAUGAUUCAUCCUUCUUCUAUGGUACAGGACAUGCCCUCCAAAUCGCCCGUUGCUGUUGUUACUCCUCAAAAGCGACGUCGCUCAGGUAAUCACAUCAAGAAAAAUAAUGAUUGUCCCAAGUGCUACAAAACGAUGUCUGGCAAGGCGUGUUUGAAAUGGUGGCAUACACGUUGUUUUGAUAUCACGUUGCACUAUCGAGCUGAUGAAGCAAAAGCUCGAGCACGUGAUGGAAAACUGCUCGGUGCCGCCUGUCGACAAAACAUC